CUUGGUGUUCUUCGCCUUCCGGCGGGCGGCAACCUUGCCUUGACCGCCCGCCGGAGCUCAACCAAUUCAAACCUCCCUCUCCCUCUCGGCACAUCACUUUCUCUCUCUACAAAUUUCUCCGUCCGUUUAUCUCUCUACCCCUUUGUCUCUCUAAGUUUUAGGGUUUUGAGUGUGAGAGAGAUGGGGCAACAGUCUUUGAUCUACAGCUUCGUGGCUAGAGGAACAGUGGUUCUCGCCGAAUUCACCGAAUUCACUGGAAAUUUCACGAGCAUCGCUUCUCAGUGCCUCCAGAAACUCCCUUCCUCCAACAACAAGUUCACCUACAACUGCGAUGGCCACACCUUCAACUAUCUCGUCGAAGACGGCUUCACUUAUUGUGUCGUCGUUGUGGAAUCUGCUGGCAGACAGAUUCCAAUGGCAUUUCUUGAACGAGUUAAGGAGGAUUUCACCAAGAGAUAUGGUGGUCGAAAAGCUGCAACUGCUGCUGCUAAUAGCCUGAAUAGGGAGUUUGGACCCAAACUUAAGGAGCAGAUACAGUACUGUGUGGAUCAUCCAGAGGAGAUCAGCAAGCUUUCCAAAGUAAAGGCUCAGGUUUCAGAAGUCAAAGGAGUGAUGAUGGAAAAUAUUGAGAAGGUUUUGGAUCGUGGAGAGAAGAUUGAGCUUCUAGUGGAUAAAACAGAGAACCUUCGCUCUCAGGCACAAGACUUCAGGACCCAGGGUACCCAAAUGAGGAGGAAAAUGUGGUUACAGAAUAUGAAGAUAAAGCUUAUAGUUCUUGGUAUCCUCAUUGCCUUAAUUUUGAUCAUAGUUUAAUUGUGCAUGGGCCAACCUUCUCCACUCAUUUAUUUUAUUAUUAUUUUUUACAAAUCCAUACCCACUCUAAUUCAUACCUCCUCACUUUUUAAAACGCAUGCUGAUUCACGCUACCCCUACUUUACCCCACUUUACCUUUAUUUAUUUUAU
Molecule: messenger RNA, 963 nt
Organism: Camellia sinensis
Lineage: Eukaryota; Viridiplantae; Streptophyta; Magnoliopsida; Ericales; Theaceae
Source: RefSeq, a predicted model, not a curated record